AUGUCGCGCUACUCCGGAAAGAUAGUUUUCUACGAGGGCAAAUGCUUCACUGGCCGUAAGCUGGAGCUGUGCAGCGACUGUGAGAACUUCCAGGACCGCGGAUUCUUGAACAGAGUGAAUUCGAUCCGUGUGGAGAGCGGCGCCUUCGUCUGCUUCGACCACCCGGACUACAGGGGGCAGCAGUACAUCCUGGAGCACGGAGAGUACCCCGAAUACCAGCGAUGGAACGCCCUCAACGAUCACAUGGGCUCCUGCCGGCCAAUCAGAAUGCACGGGGAGAAUUAUCGUCUGGAGCUUUUCGAGGGGGAGAACUUCAGCGGCGAGCGAGUGGAGCUGUGUGAGGACUGCCCCUUUCUGAAAGGACGAGGCCUCACCAAGAACUGCAUCAACUCCAUUAAAGUCUACGGCGACGGAGCUUGGGUUUUGUACGAAGAUCCCAACUAUCGGGGCCGCAUGUACAUCGUGGAGAGAGGAAACUUCAGCUCCCCGAAGGACUGGCAGGGAGAGACGCCCAACAUCCAGUCUGUGAGACGGGUGGCCAACUAUUUCUAA
Messenger RNA from Boleophthalmus pectinirostris (great blue-spotted mudskipper), 552 nucleotides. RefSeq names its product gamma-crystallin N-A-like. Gene Ontology annotation, molecular function: structural constituent of eye lens. Bases 1 to 552 code for a protein of 183 amino acids. The transcript has 4 exons. The record is from RefSeq and is a predicted model, not a curated record. Lineage: Eukaryota; Metazoa; Chordata; Actinopteri; Gobiiformes; Gobiidae. Gene Ontology annotation, biological process: visual perception; lens development in camera-type eye.